GAAAUGCCGUGUAUAUAUUUGGUAGAAUGUGCACCAUCAUCGCCGUCAUAGUCCUAGUUUGCUGGGACAGAGUUCGUGAUUAUUUUGCAUAGAGUUCUGGCAGGUCUGCUUAUUGCUUCCGUACAAUUCUGUCAAGAGUGGAGGAAAAAUAAGACGAACUCAGUUCAUGAGAUCGAGACGAAGUACGAUGAUUAUCGGUUCUUGGCGUGUAUUCGCAAGACAAAUGAUUCACCAGUGAUGCAUCUUGCUCGACCGACCAUCUUUCAUGACUGUGUUGAUUUUGGAAGUGCUGACAGCCUGACCGCCUGGUCCCCGGCGAAGGUAGAAUGAAGAUGGCUGCGGAAAGCGAUGUGCUGUCUGAGAUUGAAGUCCUCCAGUCCAUCUAUCUUGAAGAACUGAGGGUCUGUCGUAAAAGCGACAGGGACUGGGACGUUAGCGUGGAUCUGUACCCCUCCACGGCCGAGGACUCCCUCUCCCAGUUUGUUCGGCUCACGCUCACCCUAACCCUCGACUCGCAGUACCCUUCAUCUCCUCCCACCAUCUCUAUUCACAAUCCCCGCGGCCUCUCCGAUGACAAUCUGCUCAGUGUCCAGCGCUGUCUGGAGGCUGAAGCUCAGGCCUGGCUGGGGACCCCUGUUCUGUACCAGCUCAUCCAGAAAGCCAAAGAAAUCCUGACGGAGAGCAAUAUUCCUCACGGGAACUGCGUCAUUUGCCUGUACGGCUUCAAGGAAGGAGAGGUGUUCACCAAAACCAGCUGCUAUCACUACUUCCACUCGCACUGCCUGGGCCGGUACGCCUCCCACUCACAGCACGACCUGAGAGAGAGGGAGAGAGAGCGGGAAGAGGACAAGACCCGGGGCAAAAUGGAGGGACAGGAACUGUCAGUGGUGUGUCCAGUUUGUCGAGAGCCGCUGACCUAUGACCUGGAAGUUCUUCUAAACUCUCCCGCGCCUCACUUUCCCAAGACGGAGGGAACAGUCCUAGGGGCGGAGUUUCAGAGGAAGUGGGCCGAACUUCAAAGUAUUCUGGAGCGGCAAAGGGAAAAGGGCGGGAUUAUAGACCCCGAGGCGGAGUCUAACCGUUUCCUCAUACAUAUUAAUCAGGCACCUACUGAAGCCAGCAGCAUUGGUCCUGACCCAGAUUCUCCUCUCAGCCUAUCGCUUCCCUCCACUGUCCCUCCCUCCACCAAUCAGGUCACAGCUUCUCAGGGUCCACAGCUGUCUGGCCAAUCAGAGUGCAGGACUGGAUCUGGCAGCAGGAGACGAGGCCAAUUGAAGUGGAGCAGGAGGCGCGAGACCCCGCAGGAGCGCAGGGGGAGUCCCAGCAGCCUUGGCGAAAAGGACAUGGCUAAACUCUCCCUCUCUUCAGGGCGUGGGACUGAGCUCCGGGGGGGCGGGACCGAGCUCAAGGGGGGCGGGCCUGAGCUCCAGGGGGGCGGGCCUGAGCUCCAGGGGGGCGGGCCUGAGCUCCAGGGGGGCGGGCCUGAGCUCCAGGGGAGCGGGACUGAGCUCCAGGGGGGCGGGUCUGAACUCAAGGGGGGUGCGGCGGUCGAUGAUGACGGCAUACUUGACGUUGGCGUGAACCACACUCGGCGAGACCUCGUCGUGCAGUCAAGCCGGUCGGAGAAAACCGAGGGAGAGGAGCACGUGAGAAUCAGCCAACCGGAAGCUGUAGCUUGUGACGGACAGGAGCAGACGAUAAACCAGUCGUGCCCGGACAUUUUAAAAUCCAGCAACCAGUCUGACUCUGCUGGACCUGGGAGAGGGCGGGGCCAGAGGUACGGCCAAUGGGGGAGAGGCAGGAGGAGGAGCUCAGGUCAACAGCCUAGACAUUUUGAGGAGAGGAACAUCCACGGGGUGGACCGCUCGGACACUCCGAGGGACAGCGCACAUCACAGAGGAGGCCGAGGGUUCGGCUACUGGGGAAGGAGAGGAGGCGAUCACAAUGCUCACUUUAGAGGAGGCGGGGCUUACAGGAAGACUGGGAGGGGCUUCACCCGGCGAGAGGCAGAGAAGGAAGUAGCCAGAGACGGAGGGCCUUGAAGUGUCAUUACAGGAAAUGAAUGAUGUGCCUCCGUUAAAAUCCACCGAAAUAAACCUCUACGCUCACUCUGAA
Messenger RNA from Anguilla rostrata (American eel), 2115 nucleotides. RefSeq names its product ring finger protein 25 (gene rnf25). Gene Ontology annotation, molecular function: ubiquitin protein ligase activity; protein binding. The record is from RefSeq and is a predicted model, not a curated record. Gene Ontology annotation, cellular component: nucleus. The transcript is spliced from 11 exons. NCBI's taxonomy places the organism in Eukaryota, Metazoa, Chordata, Actinopteri, Anguilliformes, Anguillidae. Bases 327 to 2042 code for a protein of 571 amino acids. Gene Ontology annotation, biological process: protein ubiquitination.